Messenger RNA from Diachasma alloeum, 1082 nucleotides. RefSeq lists its product as uncharacterized. The transcript is spliced from 3 exons. The record is from RefSeq and is a predicted model, not a curated record. NCBI's taxonomy places the organism in Eukaryota, Metazoa, Arthropoda, Insecta, Hymenoptera, Braconidae. The coding region runs from base 231 to 791 and encodes 186 amino acids.
GCUUGGGGUCAGUCCUCUACUUUAGUCAAUCCUCUUUGCGUAAAGUUCUCACCACAAGACAAAGGUCUUCGGGAAACUUCGGUCGAACGCCGGAGACUGCCGAAGACCAUUCUCUUGUGGCGGUGACUUUACGUUUGUUUCUCACCCUUUCGUUCCGUUGCCGUCUUCUUCGCGCAUUUGAAAUUUUGCUCAAUAAUCAAUCGAAGAAUCCACCUCAAUCCACCUGUAAGAUGGCCGAUUUCCGUGGAGUGCCUGGUCUGAGUGGAGCUUCUGGUGAAGAACAAGAAGAUCCCAACAAUUGCCCUUCAGAUAUUACCCGUCUUCUCGCGUUGAAAAAUCUUAGAAGUGCAACUUAUCGCAACCAGGCACCGUUCCAGGAGACACUGAAGGGCCAGGUUAGCUCCAGAUAUGAUUUUUGUCUAGCCCGAUCAAUGGUUGGUGCUGUGUACGAUUUGGCAUUGCAAUUGGGGAAAUUUGAUGAGGAUCUAAUGGUCAGAGAUGGAGAGGGCUACAAUGAGGGACCCAUUGCAACUCCCUCCCCAACGUUAUAUUUUGAAGUUGGGGAUUUUUUGACGGACUUGUCCCUCAAUACAGAGGGAAUGGUGGAAGACCUAUUCACAUCUAAUUAUGAACUUUUGGAAAUUCGAUCACGUCAGCUGGAAGUCAUUCAUCUGCUGAGCCAAUUGAUCGCUUCGGCUCGGGCUCUGAAGGAGAAGUUCAAGAAGCUGAUGCUGUAUCCUCUCCGCCGCGUUGUUUCGAGCAGCAUGGAGACAGACAGCGACAGUUUUUGAUGAAGGAGACUUUUUCUCAUUAUAAUACUGUCUCUGGGGAUUGAAUGACGUUUUGGGAGUUAAUCAUUUCUGUUUUGACAUUAAAUUGAGCAGUGCACGAUCAGUCUAUUUCGCAUUUUCCCUCCCAAGAAAUACAACUAUUAGUUGACAUCCCUUGUUCAGUUAUUCUUCUUCAUCUUCACUUCAUUUUCCUCGCAGUCGUGUUAUGUUCAGUUAAUUACAAUCAUCACUGUACUAUGUUUUGUUUAUCAUAAAAAACGGAGCUAAUAAAUCAUUUGACAGUUUAAAUGA